AAAAAGAAAAAGUAGGCCCCUUGAUAGUCUUCCUCAUCAAUCAACAAUUAAAAAGGUCACUAGACGCUCUGACAAUUACUGUUUUCAGUUUCCAACUCCCCACUCCCAGAUCUAUCGUCGAUGGACGAUGUUGCGCCGCCGACCAUGGACUGGUCGUUGCUGCCCCUCGAUGCGUUGUCCUUGAUCUUCGUCAGGCUCGGCGCCGUCGACGUCCUGAUGGGCGCCGGCCUCGUGUGUCACUCCUGGCUCAUGGCGGCGAAGUUGCCGGAGGUGUGGCGAUCUAUCGACAUGGACAAACACGAGGUUGUGCUUCUAAAGGGCGAUGGUGUCCUGUGUCAGAUGGCGAAGGCAGCUGUCGACCGUUCCGACGGACAGCUCAGGGAGUUCGCCGGGAGGCUGUUUGUCACUGAUGAGCUCAUCAAGUAUAUCGUGGAAAGCAAACAACUCGCCAAUGUUAUAAAAGAGUCACCUCUGCUGGAGCUGCAUUCCCUUGAACUUGAAAACAUUGAUCUCAUCGUGAGAAAAUUGACCGCUGUCCUUGAGAGCUGCCCUGUCCUGGAAGUUCUUGGCUUGCAGUAUUGUUUCUUGAUUGGCUCCAAUGAUGAGCAUGCCUUGCGGGCGGAAUUCACUAGGAUCAAGAUCACAACGCUCAAGUGGGAUGACGAGUGCCGCGACUAGUAAUAUUAUGAGAGCUCCGACAAUGACCAUGCUCUUGAUUCUGAAGAUGAGAGGACAUAUUAUUCAGUGUGAUCUAAGAAUAUUGUGAUCUUUAUGAUCGGUAUACCUUAUUCAGCAUGGAUCCUUAUGUUUGUGAUAGUGAUUCUCGAAUUUAUGUGGGGCUUACUUUACCAAUUCUGGCUUGUACUCCCCUUUCAAUUUUUAAUAAAUUUGCCUCUAGCGUUGUAUCAAAGGACUAGUUAUUUAAUAUGCUUGUUGAGAAAAAAAAGAAAAAACUUGAGUUAGUUCA
Molecule: messenger RNA, 967 nt
Organism: Aegilops tauschii subsp. strangulata
Lineage: Eukaryota; Viridiplantae; Streptophyta; Magnoliopsida; Poales; Poaceae
Product: putative F-box/LRR-repeat protein 23
Molecular function (GO): protein binding
Source: RefSeq, a predicted model, not a curated record